This is a messenger RNA of Lemur catta (Ring-tailed lemur), 348 nucleotides long. Its product is annotated as late cornified envelope protein 1C-like. The record is from RefSeq and is a predicted model, not a curated record. The transcript has 2 exons. Gene Ontology annotation, biological process: epidermis development. The coding region runs from base 42 to 320 and encodes 92 amino acids. NCBI's taxonomy places the organism in Eukaryota, Metazoa, Chordata, Mammalia, Primates, Lemuridae.
UGCCUCUCCCUCAGCUCCUGAACGCCCACCUGCUUGCCGAGAUGUCCUGCCAGCAGAGCCAGCAGCAGUGCCAGCCCCCUCCCAACGUCAGCUCUGGGGGCUGCUGUGGCUCCUCCAGCUCUGGGGGCUGCUGUGGCUCCAGCUCUGGGGGUGGCAGCUGCUGCAGCUCUGGGGGUGGCGGCUGCUGCCUGAGCCACCACAGGCGCCGCCGCAGGUCCCACUGCCACAAACCCCAGAGCUCUGGCUGCUGCAGCCAGCCCUCAGGGGGCUCCAGCUGCUGUGGAGGGGGGAGCGGCCAGCACUCUGGAGGCUGCUGCUGACGUGGACCUUGGCCAAGAACAGCAGAAU